Limulus polyphemus (Atlantic horseshoe crab) is the source of this 2368-nucleotide messenger RNA. Its product is annotated as polycystin-2-like. The transcript is spliced from 2 exons. Gene Ontology annotation, molecular function: calcium ion binding; calcium channel activity. Gene Ontology annotation, cellular component: membrane. NCBI's taxonomy places the organism in Eukaryota, Metazoa, Arthropoda, Merostomata, Xiphosura, Limulidae. The record is from RefSeq and is a predicted model, not a curated record. Gene Ontology annotation, biological process: detection of mechanical stimulus. The coding region runs from base 1 to 1566 and encodes 521 amino acids.
AUGUUUCAACUUGCACCACCAGAUGGUAUAGAACCUUAUAGAGUUCUAGGUGUAGAUAGAGAACCUCAAACUCAAAUUCAGAAUGACAGAUACUCCUGCAAGGUUCCGAGAGCAGUAGAAAACCUUACAACUGAGUGUGCUGGAUUCGCUAAUGUAAUUGAUGAAGAUGGUGCCUAUUAUGCUAAAGGUUGGAGAGGUAAUUAUACUGCUACUACACCCAUUCCACCAGAGUACAAGUACUUGACUGCUUCACAGUUGAAAGGCUAUCCUUUCUGGGGACUUAUCAACACCUAUGGCGGAGGGGGUUAUAUAGUGCCCCUCUUUGGUAAGAAGGACGAUGUACUGGUGCUUAUGGACAAGCUACAGAGAACUGGCUGGAUAGGUCGUCAUACCAGAGCUAUUUUUAUUGAGUUUGCAGUCUAUAAUGCCCAAGUCAACUUGUUCGCUGCAGUCACAAUUGUUGCAGAGUUUGUCCCUGGUGGAGGAAUAUUCCCUUAUUACCACAUUGAUCCCAUGCGUCUCUUGUAUUACCAUGAAGGGUUUGGGCUCUUUAUCAUUAUAUGUGAAGUGAUUUUCCUUAUAUUUGUCAUUUACUUCACAGUCCGAGAAAUUCGGGCCAUCUCUCGUCAGAAGCUGCAUUACUUCCAUGACUACUGGAAUGUGUUGGAGAUAGUCUCUCUGCUUUUGUCAUAUACGGGAAUUGUUCUUUACGUAUACAGCAAAGUAUUGAUAGAUCAGAUUUUGAAAAUUUUUACUGAGACUGAAGGAUCAGGGUAUGUCAAGUUUCAGGAGUCUGUCUUGGUAGACCAACUGUUCGGGUAUAUCAUAGCUUUCCUUAUGUUCAUAGCUACCCUGAAAUUUCUCAAACUCUUGCGUUUCAAUAAGAGGAUGGGAAUCCUCUCUGCAACCUUACGUCAGUGUGGAGAGGAGUUGAAGAGCUACGGUGUCUGUUUGUUGGUUGUAUUCUUGGCCUUUGUUGUCCUCUUCUGGCUUACACUCGGACGAUACAUGUGGCACUUUGCUUCGUUUGUCACUUCCUUUGAAUCGUCCAUCAGCAUGAUGCUGAGGAAGUUCCGUUAUGAGGAAAUGGCCACUGCUCAACCCAUCCUGACCCCAAUCAUCUUCUUUACUUUCUCUCUGGCUACUUCUAUCUUCCUCAUCAACAUUCUGCUGACACUUAUCAUCCAGACUUUUGAGAAAGUGAAACAUGAUGUCACUUUGCAAACUAAUGAAUACGAGCUUUUGAAUUUCAUCAUGAGUCGCAUGCGGAUGUUUAUAGGGGUAGGACCAUCGAAAGUUGGACCAGAACCUCCUCCAUUGAAAGAAGAUAAAAAAGAAGAAAACAGCAUGGACUCAUUCCCACAAAAAGUGGACCAGUUUCUGCAGUAUGUCAAUGUCGUCUAUUUUGACAAUCAGUUAGACUUGAACGGCAAGGAAUUCAUGCGUAAAAUGAGUAACGCAGAAGAACUGGAGCAAGAAGAGAGGAACAGGAUUAAGAAGAAACCACCUGCUGUGGGAAAUCUGAGCACGGGAGCUGAUGUGGAAAAUGUACUGGCUGAUAUUUAAAAAUAUAAAUCUCUGAUCUUAACUUCAAAUUUUAAGUUAUCCAAAAAAUCUAUCUUUCUUCAGUUUUCUUGUAGGUUAUUAAAAGUUUAUCCUUCUGUAGAAGUCUUGUGUAUAAUUUAAACAUAGGGUUGAAGUUUGUUCCUGCUUCAGUGAUUUAGCAUACAGUUGUUUAGCACUGGUUUCACCAAUGUAAUAUUCUAAAGAAAUUCAGUUUCAAAACUAUGCUCUAAUGAAGCUGUUAUAUUGUGAAAGAUAUAGAUACUUUUUGUGGUUGCCUUAAAUAGAAGUGCCUUAUAUAUAUAUAUUUGUAUCUAAACUGAUAGUUGUUUCAUGAAGAAAACUAUAAACAUUUUAAAUCUUCAGUUACUGUUUUAUUUAUAUCCUCCGUCUUCAGUUUCUGACCUUUCCAAAUCGGAGGGAAAAAAACAGAUGUUUUAGAUUUUUGCUUGGUUCAUUCUAAGAUUCAUCGGUUUUUGUCUUUAUAAUUUUUGUUCUCUGAAAAUGAUCAGAAAAAAUCAAAUGCUUUCACUGCAACUUGUAGGUUAGCACGGCUGGAUUCACGAGCGUUAUAGAGUUUCAAAAGAGUUUUAUAAAUGUUAUGAAACAGAGAUAUUUAGAAAGUCGUUGAUCCUAGUAGGUUUAUAUCACACGAAGUAAUUAUUCACAGAAAAUGCAUUUUUAAAAGAUGUGGUACUGUAAUCGAAUAAUGAUUUAAUUUUACGAGUGAAGCCUUUGCACGACAUUUUGUUUCUAUGACAACCAUUGUGUGCAUGUUUGAAUAUGUAUUUCUGUGAUAUAACGG